Molecule: messenger RNA, 720 nt
Organism: Anopheles marshallii
Lineage: Eukaryota; Metazoa; Arthropoda; Insecta; Diptera; Culicidae
Product: protein obstructor-E-like
Exons: 5
Coding region: 1-720 (239 amino acids)
Cellular component (GO): extracellular region
Molecular function (GO): chitin binding
Source: RefSeq, a predicted model, not a curated record
AUGGCGGUGACAGCGAGAAGCAGUGUGCUGGUCGUGAUCCUUCUGAUAGCGUCGACUGUAGAUGCCCAGUUCAAGUGUCCCAAGAACCGUGGCCAGUUUGAGGACGCGGUGCAGUGCGACAAGUACUACGUGUGCGAUGAGGGCGAAUCCACCGAAAAGCUCUGCCCGGACGGUCUCGUCUUCGAUCCGACGAUCAAGCUGAUCAACAAGUGCGACCAGCCGUUCAACGUGGACUGUGGCGAUCGGCUCGAGCUGCAACCGGCACAGGGCACCAGCGACUACUGUCCGCGCAAGAACGGAUUCUUCAGCCAUCCGGAUCCGUCCAUCUGCAACGUCUUCUACAGCUGCAUCAACGGCGAGGAGCUGGAGAUGAGCUGUACUGGCGGACUCCACUUUGACGAGAAGUCCGGCACCUGUGUGUGGCCCGAUGUGGCAGCUCGUGAGGGCUGUGGAAGCAAUGCCAACAAGAAGCUUAACGAUGGCUUCCAGUGUCCGAAGGAGACGCGCUACGACAAGAACGGACAGGUCAUCACUCACCCGAACUACCCGCAUCCGACUGACUGUUCCCGGUUCUACUACUGUCUGAACGGCAUCGAACCCCGCCUCGGUCAGUGCGACGCAAAGAUGGUGUACAACGAAGAUCUGCAGCGUUGCGAUGAUCCAGAGAACGUCCCGGAAUGCAAAGACUGGUACAAGGAGGAGGAGGCGACCAGGAACUGA